This is a messenger RNA of Leucoraja erinaceus (little skate), 1633 nucleotides long. RefSeq names its product impact RWD domain protein (gene impact). The coding region runs from base 573 to 1508 and encodes 311 amino acids. The record is from RefSeq and is a predicted model, not a curated record. Gene Ontology annotation, cellular component: cytoplasm. The transcript has 11 exons. Gene Ontology annotation, molecular function: protein binding. Gene Ontology annotation, biological process: regulation of translational initiation. Lineage: Eukaryota; Metazoa; Chordata; Chondrichthyes; Rajiformes; Rajidae.
GACAGAAAGAGAGAGAGACAGAAAGAGUGAGAGAAAGAGACAGAGACAAAGAGAGAGAAAGAGAGACAGAGACAGACAGACAGACAGAGACAGACAGACAGAGACAGAGUAAGAGAGACAGAGAGAGACACAGAUAGAGAGACAGUCAGACAGAGAGAGACAGAAAGAGACAGAGAGAGAGAGAGAGACAGACAGAGACAGACAGAGAGAGUAAGGGAGACAGAGAGAGACACAGAUAGAGAGACAGACAGAAAGAGUGAGACAGAGAGAAAGAAAGACAGAGAGAGAGAAAGGGAGAGAGAGAGACACGGAUAGAGAGACAAAGACAGAGAGAGAGAGACAGACAGAAACAGUGAGACAGACAGAGAGACAGAUACACACAUACAGAGAGAGAUAGAAAGCGACAGAGAAAAAGAGAGAGAAGAAACGUGGAGAGGGGGAGAGACAUUGAAGGGGAAGGGGGAGAUCAGUUCAGGGUAAACGAAGGAAGGAAGGAGAAAGAGAGGGAUAAAUAAAAAGGGAGGGAGAGGGAUAGAGGGGGAGGUGAGAUGGAUCCAUAAUCCACUGGAGAAAUGGCUGAGCCUGAUGAGGAAAACAUUCAAAAACAGAUAGAUGAGAUAGAAGCUGUGUCAUCCAUCUAUGAAGAAAACUGGACUGUUGUCGAUGAGGCAGCGAGGAUAUUUUGCAUCAGAAUCGUUGACCAAGAACCAAAAUGGACCAUUAGUCUCCAGGUAACGCUCCCUCCAGAAUAUCCCACUGCGGCACCACCAGUCUAUCAGUUGAAUGCCCCUUGGCUGAGAGGACAUGAGCGAGCAGCACUCUCUAACGACCUGGAAGAAAUCUACCUGCAAAAUUCAGGAGAGUGCCUCCUGUUCCUGUGGGUACAAAAGAUUCAGGAGUUUCUGCAGCUGAAAGCUCGGUCAAAUGGUGCAGCUCAACAUGGAGACAAGGGGACGGACGAGGCCAAAGCGGAACAUCGGGCAAGUUCAAUUUCCAUUCAUUCGCCUUCUCGACAUGUUUCACUGAGCGAAGCCCAUUGCCAAAGCACAGAUGAUGAAGACCUUCCCACAAUGGUCCACGGGGACCCUCUGACAGAUCGGAGGAGCACGUUCCAGGCCCACCUCGCCCCUGUGGCGACAUUGAAACAGGUGAAAAUGCAUCUUCAGAAGCUGUAUCAGAACAAGAAGAUUGCCGGCGCCACACACAACAUCUACGCUUACCGGAUAUAUUGUGAAGACAAGAGGACCUUCAUUCAGGACUGUGAAGAUGAUGGUGAGACGGCAGCCGGAGGUCGGAUGCUCCAUCUUAUGCAGAUUUUGGACGUACGUAACGUGAUGGUAGUGGUGUCGAGGUGGUACGGGGGAAUUCAGCUGGGGCCCGACCGGUUUAAGCACAUCAACAACUGCGCCAGGAACCUGCUCAUUGAAGAGGGUUAUAACGAACCAGCGGGGGAAGUUUCAAAGAUGCCCGUAAAGAGAAAAAACCCAAAGAACAAGAAAGGAAAAUGAGCAGAGGCUGCAACAUCAGUGUUUUACAGAGAAUGGCUAAGAAUGAGAUCAACCAAUGGUCCUGGGCCAACUAUCCUAUUUCAAAAUCAAAAGGAACUAUGAUUAAAUAAGCUCACUGAACCCUC